This is a messenger RNA of Puccinia triticina, 1230 nucleotides long. RefSeq lists its product as uncharacterized. The transcript has 7 exons. NCBI's taxonomy places the organism in Eukaryota, Fungi, Basidiomycota, Pucciniomycetes, Pucciniales, Pucciniaceae. Bases 1 to 1230 code for a protein of 409 amino acids. The record is from RefSeq and is a predicted model, not a curated record.
AUGCGUGCUGCGACAUAUUCGACGUUUUCCGUCUACUGCACUUUCUACUCAUCAGUCUUAGUUCUGUUGAGUUUGAUCAUUGGUCAAUGUUUCUGUCUUCCAAUGCUCGGAGACUUGCAUGGAAUCCAUCACACUCCAACGCUCUCGAAGGGAUUAGGGUCGGAGAUACACGAAAACCCUUGGAGUAGUUUGUCAGUAAAGGAAUUGGGUAGCACCAUAUCUGGCCAACGCGCUGGCCCCGAUGGAGGUCGAAGUAGUAUUCAAAGAGUGCCAGGAGCAAUUUUGAUGGCCGACUCAGACUUGGUUAGCGCCCUGAAAAACGAAGUAUUGAAACCAUUACGAAAGCUCUCAGAGCACGAAAUCGCCGGUUUCACUCCACAAGCUACUAAAGCUCUUUCACUUCAGACCGAUUAUCUCGAUACGAUUGUCAGGGGAUAUAUGGAUCAAUCUCCCACAAACCCCAACCAGCCAGGAAACCUCGAAAAUUCGGUGCGCGAUGCCGAUCUUAGAAGAUCCGAGGGUGACCAGAUAGCCUCAGAUUUCGAUCGUCCAGGCUGGCACGGGCUAGAGCGAUCACAUAUAAGCAGCCAGAUAUCUGCGUACGAACGUGCCCCCAAACCAGUGGUAACCCAUGUCACGAAGGGAUUUCCACAGGCCUUCAUGAUAGCCACACAACCUGGCCUGUUGGAGCCUGUGGUCUCGCAGCCCAAGCAAAACAUUGCCGAGUUGAUGUCAAUCUUGGCGAAUUUGAUCGGCAGUAUCAGCAGUAUGGUGCGGUUCUUGGCCCGGUAUCACAUCAGUGAAGCUCUAAACGAGGAGGGGGUCAUUCCACGUCAUAUGAAAGACCCGCUUCAGCUUUCAUGGCUCGAAGAGUUUGAUGAAACAAUCGUGCUAUUCUCUGCUACACUAAAAUCAGUCUAUCUCGAGUCCGGCCAGACCAUGCAAAAACUAGACUCGUUCAGCGAAAUCAAUCAAUCUAUCCCAAUGAUUUACUUGACAGACAUCGUCAACACUCCGCCUUGGAUAUUCACGGCUCGGAAUUUCGGAUAUUCUGUCGGUGCUAAGGAAAAAGAAGCCGCUUUCAAAGACUUUCCUCAGCUUGAACAUUUUGGAAAGAUGGUCGAAAACAUUUCGAAAAUUUCGCACGCGACCGCAAAGCUCGAGCCACGUGAUCGAAUCGGUGUACUUCAAAAAGUUCUUCUCCAUCCUGAGAAUUUUAUCAAUGCAUGA